Cladophialophora psammophila CBS 110553 is the source of this 462-nucleotide messenger RNA. RefSeq lists its product as uncharacterized. The transcript has a single exon. Bases 1 to 462 code for a protein of 153 amino acids. The record is from RefSeq and is a predicted model, not a curated record. NCBI's taxonomy places the organism in Eukaryota, Fungi, Ascomycota, Eurotiomycetes, Chaetothyriales, Herpotrichiellaceae.
AUGAUCCACGACGCUACGCCGCUUCCCCUGCAAUGCGACUCCGGCCAGUACCAGUCUCCUCCUUACGAUGCCAGCUUUCUCGCCUCGCAGCACGUGGAUCUUCCUGCGUUUGCCGACUAUAGAUCCACGUCCAGGUCCGACAUCGACGUCCCUCCCGAGCUCUCUGAGAGCGACAGCACUGUCGUGUUAGGGACACCGGGCGCGAUGCUAUCGGGCGGCGCUCGCGUCGUGGAGCUCGACGGCCUCGACCCCGCCGACGUCGCACGCCUCUUUAGUAGCCCUCCUCCAGCCCAGACCAGCAACCUCACAGCGCAAAACACUGCCUCGCCGAUCCUGGACCGCUACCACUCUCAAGGAUCGGACUCACAGCGCGAACCCUUUGAACUCCCCCCCGAGCUGUUUAAUAGCGCAGUCGAUGUCCACGCCAGGAAAUGGCUCAGCGACUUUUGUGACGGGAGCUGA